This is a messenger RNA of Miscanthus lutarioriparius, 1293 nucleotides long. NCBI's taxonomy places the organism in Eukaryota, Viridiplantae, Streptophyta, Magnoliopsida, Poales, Poaceae. The record is from the annotation of a GenBank genome assembly.
AUGGAAAGGUACAAAUUGUUACGGGAGAUAGGUGAUGGAACCUGUGGGAAUGUUUUUAUGGCUUAUAAUGUAGAAACUAAUAAAAUUGUUGCCGUUAAAAAAAUGAAGAGAAAGUUUUUCCAAUGGGAAGAAUGCGUUAGUCUUCGAGAAGUGAAGGCUCUUCAGAAACUAAUUCACCCUAACAUUGUGAAGCUGAAGGAGGUGACGAUGGAAAAUCAUGAGCUGUUCUUCAUCUUUGAACACAUGGAGUGUAAUUUAUAUGAUGUCAUGAGGGAAAGGCAAGUUCCUUUCCCUGAAGGGGAUAUACGGAACUUUAUGGUCCAAAUACUGCAAGGUCUUGCAUAUAUGCAUAAUAAUGGGUAUUUCCACCGUGAUUUGAAACCUGAGAAUUUGUUGGUGACAAAUGGUAUUGUUAAAAUUGCUGACUUUGGGUUGGCUAGAGAAGUAUCUUCCAAUCCUCCUUACACUGAUUAUGUUUCCACCAGAUGGUAUCGGGCUCCAGAGGUUCUACUGCAAUCUUCAGCUUAUACACCUGCUAUUGACAUGUGGGCGGUUGGUGCUAUUUUGGCUGAGCUUUUUACACUGUCCCCUCUUUUUCCUGGUGAAAGUGAGACAGAUCAGCUUUACAAAAUAUGCACUGUGCUUGGGACCCCAGAUUGCACUAUCUGGCCAGAGGGAAUGAACCUGCCUCGUUCAUGUAGCUUUAAGUUUUUUCAGAUUCCUCCAAGAAACUUAUGGGAGCUCAUUCCUAAUGCUUCUUUGGAAGCAAUUGACUUGAUCCAGCAACUUUGUUCCUGGGAUCCACGAAGGAGGCCAACUGCUGAGCAAGCAUUACAACAUCCCUUCUUUAAUGUGUGCAACUGGGUACCAAGACCUGUCCAUGAUGCUUCCCAUGCAAAAACAGAAGAACCUAAAGCGCAUCCAAGAUUGGAACUGAACCUGUGGGAUUUCAGCACUGAACCUGAUGAAUGUUUCCUUGAUUUAACUCUCAGUCUAAAGCCAAGCUUUCCUGGAACAGACCUUGCUAACCAUGUUCCACGACGUACAGAAGAGGAACUUCUACUCUUCUCAGGAUUUGAGAAUACCCCUGUGAAGUCCGGUUUUUGGCCUCUGGUGCCAUCUGAUCGUCCCGUUGGUGAUGUUCCGGUCAUACCAUCCUGGCAGCAGGCGUAUAUGGUUGACAGCCAAGCCGCAUUGCCAGGAUUUUCUGGCUCUCCGUUCGGCCUGUCGUUGCAGCCGAACCUGUUGGAGAACCAUUCGCUAGCACCAAUCCGGCAGGUGAAUUUCUUCUGA